Paramisgurnus dabryanus is the source of this 2123-nucleotide messenger RNA. It is a transcript of the gene ptger4c, whose product is annotated as prostaglandin E receptor 4 (subtype EP4) c. Gene Ontology annotation, cellular component: plasma membrane. Lineage: Eukaryota; Metazoa; Chordata; Actinopteri; Cypriniformes; Cobitidae. Gene Ontology annotation, biological process: negative regulation of inflammatory response; positive regulation of cytosolic calcium ion concentration; cellular response to prostaglandin E stimulus. The record is from RefSeq and is a predicted model, not a curated record. Gene Ontology annotation, molecular function: prostaglandin E receptor activity.
GCGAGUAAACUUCAGAGGUAAACCGUUCUCUUCUUUACUUUGUGACAUUAUAUUUCUUUAUGUGGCUAUAAACGGUACAUUUGGAUAUCCUAUGGAAGAUCCAAGUGUUUUGGACACAUUCAAACUUUUUGGCCAAUCCAAUAUGAAUGAUUCAUUUUUUAAUGUGGGCUUCAAUAUGUCAGAAGAUGUUUUGCCUGUUACCAACAGCUCGACUCGUGUCUUAAGCCUCGACUAUCGCUCUCUCAUCAUUUCAGCCACAAUGUUUGGCGUCGGAGUCCUCGGAAACCUCGUGGCCAUCGUGGUGCUUUGCAUCUCCAAAAAGGAGCAGAAGGAGACCACCUUUUACACUCUGGUAUGCGGGAUGGCCAUCACAGAUCUGCUUGGCACCUGUUUCACAAGUCCAGUGGUCAUCGCCACAUAUAUAGCGGGUAGGUGGCCAGGAGGAGUGCUCUUAUGCAAUUUCUUUUCCUUCUCCAUGUUGUUCUUUGGUUCGGCCGGGAUGUCUAUUUUGUGCGCCAUGUCAGUGGAAAGAUAUCUCGCUAUAAACCACGCGUACUUUUACUCGCAACAUGUGGAUCGGACUAUGGCUCGGUUUGCGUUGAUGGCGACAUAUCUGGCGAAUAUCGUGUUGUGCAUCAUGCCUAGUUUUGGUUUUGGAAAGCACAAGAGACAUUUUCCCGGAACUUGGUGCUUCUUGGACUGGCGCGCCAUGGACUCUGUAGGUGCAUCGUAUACCUUUCUGUAUGGAUGUUUCAUGCUGAUUUUAAUCGCAGUUACCGUCCUUUGUAAUUUUGCCGUGUGUCGAUCACUAGUUGGCAUGAGUAAGAUGACUCGGAUGGUGAGAGCAGAUGUGCCUGGACAUAUAGGGUCCAGACGCAGAUUUCCAAAAUUAACAUCGGUGACAUCUGCAGCAGAGAUUCAGAUGUUCUGGUUGUUAAUUUUAAUGACCAUCGUGUUUCUCAUAUGCUCUAUUCCUUUAGUGGUGCGCAUCUUCGUAAACCAACUGUAUGAUCCAUCCAUGAUAUCAUCAGGUGGAAAGCCAGACUAUCGCAGUGAUCUCCUCGCAAUUCGUUUUGCAUCCUUCAACCCCAUCCUGGAUCCCUGGGUUUAUAUUCUUUGUAGGAAAAACUUAUUGACCAAGGGUUGUGCGGGUCUCAAACGCAUUAUCGGAUUGAGGAAAGAUGAUCACAGUCGUGUUUUGGGUUGGAUAGAUAGUCGGCACUCGCCUCCAUCGUUUGCGCAAAGCAAUUGCACAAGUUACGCGUCGUUGCCCACGGCCAUCUGUACAAACGAAACUAGGAAGCAAAUCGGCAUAAAUAGUAAAUCCUAUGUGGAUUUAAACCUUCGUCAGGCAUGGGACUUUGAUACAGCCUUGGCUGACUUUCAUCCCUUCGGGGUCGAGCACAACGGCGUCCUGGGUUUUGAUGAAGAUGGAGCAUCAAGUACCAAACUGGACCUCGUCGCUGUUGGACACGCCGCCGAGGCUCUACCAGCAGCUCAAAUAUUAGAGAAUGAAGUUGAAAUAGUCACCUGCACUUUCAGUACACCAAGUUCAUGUAAAUCAGAGAGGGGAGUCAGACAAUGAUCUAAAGAUUUUAAUGUUUAUGAGCACUGAAAAAAGACACUAUUGCUGUGACACUAAUUUGCCUUCAGAAAUAAUUCUGUGAAUUAGUCUGUCUUAAUUGUUUCUAAACACAUUAUACAUGUUAGAAAUGCAUUGCUGAAACAGUAACAAAGACUGUGAACUACUGAAUUGUGGAGUUUUUCUACAGUUUUUUCCUGUGUUCAGGAUUAUCUGGGCGGUGCUAAAAUGGUUGCUCAAUGACGCACUGGAGCCACCGAACAUGGCCCCGCCCCUAAUUCAGGUUGUAGCUGUGUUUAAACGCCCGACAGCGGACACGCCCUCAGCGGAUGACAGAAGCGAAUCCUGCCUAUUUUUCCAAGAUUUUGAUAAUUUAUUUAUGGCUGGAUGGUUAAUAUCACAUUUUUCUUUGGGGUCAAAAACUGAGAGCACAUUUAAUAUCGGACUUUACACAGACUUUAAUAUUGACCUGAAAUGAUGCAAAGAUGCCACUUGCAUGUGUGUGUUCUGUGAGAGGAGGAUAUAGGAGAUUUUUUAAAGA